This is a messenger RNA of Habropoda laboriosa, 2432 nucleotides long. RefSeq names its product sodium- and chloride-dependent glycine transporter 1-like. Gene Ontology annotation, biological process: sodium ion transmembrane transport. The transcript is spliced from 11 exons. Gene Ontology annotation, cellular component: membrane. NCBI's taxonomy places the organism in Eukaryota, Metazoa, Arthropoda, Insecta, Hymenoptera, Apidae. The coding region runs from base 44 to 2137 and encodes 697 amino acids. The record is from RefSeq and is a predicted model, not a curated record.
GACUCGCCUGACUUCGUAGACGCGUUCGGUGCCAGUUUGGAGAAUGGAGGAGUCCUCACCAAGGAUUCGUCCCUAUCUGGAAUGCUGGGACCAGAACGAAGACAAGUACUCGGUGGCGAACAGCCAAGCGCCGUUGCAGGCCGGCGAGGAAGAACACCCGGAACGCGGCACAUGGACGGGGAAAUUCGACUUCCUGUUGUCUCUUCUGGGCUAUAGCGUCGGCCUUGGCAAUGUCUGGCGAUUCCCGUACCUGUGCUACUCGAACGGAGGGGGUGCAUUUCUGAUACCGUUCACGGUGAUGCUCAUUAUCGCCGGACUGCCGCUCAUGUUCAUGGAGCUCUCCUUAGGGCAGUACGCGAGCCUUGGCCCAGUGGCAGCUUACAAACGUUUCUGCCCCCUCCUGCGUGGCUUGGGAUACGGAAUGGUGUUGGUCAGCUCUGUGGUGAUGCUCUAUUACAACCUGAUCAUCGCCUGGACGCUUUAUUACAUCUUCGUCUCGGUGGCCGGAGCUGGUAAACUGCCGUGGAGCAGAUGUGAACCAUCAUGGAGCACCGAGGAUUGCUUCAUGCCAGAAGCUGCGGAAGCGUGUGCGUCUCAAAACAUGAGUUACUUCAAAGCGAAAUGCUUAAACUCUACCCAGAUGGCCUCCAUGGGCCUGACUAUCGAAAACAUCACCAGUGCCAUUAGAAGACCACCGGCUGAGGAAUAUUUUAACAAUCACGUGUUGGGGAUGAGUAGCGGAAUCGAGGAGACAGGUUCCAUACGACACUCGAUAGCAGUGAAUCUCCUGCUAGCUUGGAUCAUUGUCUUCCUCUGUCUGAGCAAAGGUGUUCAAAGCUCGGGAAAGGUUGUCUAUUUCACUGCUCUCUUCCCAUAUGUCGUUCUGAUCGCUCUUUUCAUUCGGGGCAUGCUGCUACCGGGCGCCAAGGAGGGCAUUCUCUUUUACCUAACGCCCGACUGGAGAAGAUUGAUGUCCGCGAAAGUGUGGGGAGACGCCGCGGUGCAGAUAUUCUUCGCCCUGAGCCCCGCUUGGGGCGGUCUGAUAACGCUCAGCUCCUAUAACAAGUUCACCAACAAUUGCUACAAGGACUCGUUGAUCGUCGCCGUCAGCAAUAUCGGCACGUCGUUCUUCGCUGGUUUUGUCAUAUUCUCUGUGAUCGGAUUUUUGGCCUACGAGCUUGACGUGCCGGUCGCAUCUGUCGUCGAUCAGGGGGCUGGAUUAGCGUUCAUUGUCUAUCCCGAGGUAGUUGCCCGGUUACCAGUCGCACCAGUUUGGUCGCUGCUCUUCUUCGUGAUGCUUCUUACCUUGGGUCUCGACUCGCAAUUCGCUCUAAUGGAAACAGUAACCACCGCGAUACUCGACGCUUUUCCGGCAUUAAGAAACUACAAAUCGUGGGUCGUCCUGGCGGCGGCUGUCUUCGGUUACAUUGGAGGAAUUAUUUUCACUACCAAUGCUGGCAUGUACUGGCUGCAAUUGAUGGACAAAUACGCGGCGAAUUGGUCUGUGCUACUAAUCGCCAUAGGCGAGUGCAUCCUCGUCGCUUGGAUCUACGGCGCGGACCGAUUUCUCGACGACGUUCAACAGAUGAUCGGACCACGUAGCCGUCUAUGGAGGUUUUUCUGGACGUGGAUGUGGAAACCUCUGAAAUACGGCGGCUACGUUUAUCCAAAAUGGGCAGACGUUGUUGGUUGGGUCGUUGGUAUGAUUCCAGUUCUGGUCAUCGUUGGAUUGGCCCUCGUUCAGCUGAGGGAUCCUCGACGUCGUUCAGCCUACGACGACGACGACGACGACGACGACGACUUAGACAACAGACCGUCGUACCAGAGACCUGGAAAAAGCAAAACGAAGAAGAGCAAGAGCAAAAGCGUGUGGUGGCGUGCUAAGAUGCUCUUGCAGCCCACUUCUGACUGGGGUCCUGCAGCAAGGAAUCCCUCGACUCCUUCGAGAACUCUCACUCACACGCCUUCGCCAGGGCCGCCAGGAGGAUACGAUUCCGUGAGAGACACCAUAGUUCUGGCGAACGGUCAGCCAUUGAUGGUUCAACCUACGACCACUUCCACCUCUCAGAAGCUUCCUGGGCCAUCGAUCCUCAAGAAUUCUAGCAAAACCGACUUGAUCACAUCCCAACAAGUCUGACACGAUGUUCAUUUUAUCUCUAAAGACGAGUCUGCCGAGAGUUCUAUCGCCAAAAAACCAACACGCCAAUAACAGGCAGUUGAAUAACGCAGACAGGUUGUUGGAUAACGAUCGAUGAUCGAUAUAUCGAGGAGGCGAUCGAACCAAGUAUGACAAACUCGAGUGUUCCGAUAGAAGAAAACAUUCCUAUGGAUUUAUUUUUUUAAAAGAGGAAUAGUCUGUGUAUUUUUUCAUAUAUUAGAACCUCACAAUCUAGUAGCGUCUCGUAUUUUUCAUUACAAUAGAAUCUUCAAUU